Cherax quadricarinatus is the source of this 273-nucleotide messenger RNA. NCBI's taxonomy places the organism in Eukaryota, Metazoa, Arthropoda, Malacostraca, Decapoda, Parastacidae. The record is from RefSeq and is a predicted model, not a curated record.
CAUACAUAGCAGCAUAUGUGUAGAUUGCCUAGGGUAGCCCCUCAGAAAAAGGCGGAGCUCUCGUUAAUGUCAUUUGAAGGAGUUCAAGUUCAAGGAGCUGUGCAGAUUUUGGAGAAAAUAAAGAAUUUGUCGUUUACAAAAAUUGCUCGUGCUAUCACCACAGUUGACUGCCAGCCCACCUUUGAUGGGGGAGUCUUGGUUAACAUUUUAGGCCAGCUUAAGGUGAGUAAUUUUUUGCUUUGCUGCUUCACUGUGUAGAGGGCUGCAUUAGUC